AUGUUUGGACUUUUUUUCUUCAUUUUAUUCACCCCUGGAGUCAGUGAAUUUCUUUGUAUGUCAUCAGACCUAGAAUUAUCAUAUACUUUUUGUGAUUCUACAGCUCACACUUUCAUGUUUAAUCUGACACCUUGCAACAUCAUGAACAGAUAUGUCUGGAAGGCUGCUCUUAACUGGAUUCCAAGAAGUGACAUCACCUUUUUGAAGCUUGUCUUUGAUGUCUUGUACGACGGUGCCAAAGCACUCCACUGGAAAGAAGUCCUAUGCAGUGGAGCUGACGAUGAAUAUUCAGUGUGUGGGGCAGUGAAAGGAGAAACAAUUGCAACAGAAUUUGACAUUAAAGGUUCAAGGAUAAAGUUUCCAAAGGGCAAUUAUAACGUUCUUUUACAUGGAUUCACUGACGAUUCUGAGAAUAAUAGGGUCAUAUGCUUGAAUUUCACCAUGAUAGUGAAACAAGAUGCUUUCUAA
Molecule: messenger RNA, 468 nt
Organism: Apaloderma vittatum (bar-tailed trogon)
Lineage: Eukaryota; Metazoa; Chordata; Aves; Trogoniformes; Trogonidae
Gene: LY96
Product: lymphocyte antigen 96
Exons: 5
Coding region: 1-468 (155 amino acids)
Biological process (GO): toll-like receptor 4 signaling pathway; cellular response to lipopolysaccharide; detection of lipopolysaccharide
Cellular component (GO): lipopolysaccharide receptor complex
Molecular function (GO): Toll-like receptor 4 binding; lipopolysaccharide binding; lipopolysaccharide immune receptor activity
Source: RefSeq, a predicted model, not a curated record